Molecule: messenger RNA, 3067 nt
Organism: Pseudonaja textilis
Lineage: Eukaryota; Metazoa; Chordata; Lepidosauria; Squamata; Elapidae
Gene: FAM133B
Product: family with sequence similarity 133 member B
Source: RefSeq, a predicted model, not a curated record
GGGCAAACAAGGAAGGGCGUGUGGCUUCAAUGUCUGCCACUGUACAGGUUAGGUGCCACUGAGCAUGCUCCGUAGUAUCUGAUGUUAAAAACUUGACGGGUAGCAGAGAAAGGGGCUCCACUAGGCCGGUUUGGUUUUCGUCGCUGGGGUUCCAGGAUUCCUGCACGCAAUGGGGAAAAGGGAUAACCGGGUGGCAUACAUGAAUCCUAUAGCAAUGGCUAGAUCACGAGGUCCUGCUCCGUCUUCAGGACCUACAAUACAAGAUUACUUGAACAGACCAAGGCCAACAUGGGAAGAAGUAAAAGAACAACUAGAAAAGAAGAAGAAAGGUUCCAAGGCCUUAGCAGAAUUUGAAGAAAGAAUGAAUGAGAACUGGAAAAAAGAACUGGAAAAACAUAGAGAGAAAUUGUUAAGUGGAAAUGAGAGCACUUCAAGGAAGAAAGAGAAGAAGAAAAAAGAGAAGAAGAAAUCCAGUAGGUUAUCUCCAUCUUCCUCUUCCUCAUCAAGCUCUGAUUCUUCCAGCAGUUCAUCUGAUAUUGAAGAUGAGGAUAAGAAACAAGGAAAAAAGAGAAAGAAAAAAAAAUAUCACACCUUACAGAAGUCAUCUGAAAGCUCUAGUUCAGACUCUGAUUCAGAUAGCAAGGAUAGUUUAAGAACUAAACGGACAAAGGAAGAUUAUGAAAGAGACAAGGAUUCAAAAAGUCUUGUUAGGAAAAGAAUAAAAGCAGACCAUACGGAAGAAUUAUUGCCAUCAGACUCUUCACUAGAAUCGACUGAAACAGAGGAGGUACAAGCAAAAAAGAAGAAAAACAGUGAAGAAAAAGAGAAAAAUGAUAAAACAAAAAAGCGAAAGAAACACAAGAAGCAUAGCAAAAAGAAGAAAAAGAAAACAGCAAGCUCAAGCUCUCAUCCAAAAUACUUAAGUCAGGUUUUUCUUUCAUCGAAAGUGCAGUGAGACUAUAGAUACCAUAGAGAAUUGCAAAUUGUGAAAAUUAUGAUAAAAUCUGCCAACUGCAUGAGCUCUCCUAUGUGUUAACAAAUCUAGACAUUCAGCUUGCCCAGUACCAUUGGGCUGGAAAUAGCCAUUGUUGUUGCCUGAUGCUUAAUAUACAUAUAGUACCCUUCUCUAGAACUCCAGUAGCUAAUAGGACAUUUUGGAAAGAAGCCCUUCCCAUGGUUUACAUGAUUGAGCAGUAGAGUAAAACUGGAUGGAUGCCAGAAAGUUUUGCCUACUUUAUUCAGGGAUAUGUGCAUGUGAUCUGAUAUGCAGAUGUCAAUCAGCUUCAUUGUUGUAAUGAAUGAGGCAACUCCCCGUGGACUAAGAUGCAUCAGGAGGCCUGUAUCUAUAAACCAAAGUUGAAUUUGGGUGUUUUAUUUUAACAGCCUAGUAGUGAAACUUAAUUUUUUAUUAUAAAGACAUUUGCAAAAUUCUUCUACAGAAUCGAAUUUAGCAACUCCUGUGACAUUUUAUUUUUACUGAUACCAUUUUUGGAAUAGGAACGUAGCAUUAAUAUAUACAAAUGUUACUUUUUUUAGAUAUGUGUAAUAUAAUUUUAUUCUUGUGUUUUUGGGUUGAAGUUGUUAAUUAGAACACAUAGUUUGAUUUGACAGAUGAAUCAGUUUUGCUAAUAUUGUUUCAGUACUUCCCAUUAUAUAAACUGCAGUUUUUUUCUUUAAGAAUUUAAGGGGAAAUCCACUAUGAAUUUUCCGAGCAUGCCCCAUUAAAGUAAAUGGAAGUGUGGAAGACUGACUAGGCCAAUAAUUGUAACUGAGCUGAUUAUGAUAGGCUGUUUUUGUUUACUUUAUGUUAAUAAACUUUCAUCUUUCAUGUAAUUCUAAUGAUGAAACAUAUGCUUGGCUGAUGAAUGAAAUGAAAAGUGGACGUUCUUGCUCCUUUGGGCAUGUUCACUUCUAAUGUUGGUAUUAGGUACAGAGAAUAGUGUCUAUACUAUAGGAACAAGUGAAGAUGAAGACUGACAAUUCAGUUAGCCUCAUUUUAACUUCAGAUAUAAGACACUAUUCUUUUUACAUAAGUAACAAAGGGGGAAAAAUCUUAAUAUUCCCCUCUAACUUUUUCCCCACUUUUAUAUAUUCUGCUGGAAUAGAUAGAAGUAUCAAUCAAAUAUAGCACAGCUGACUACUCUUUGUAAGGAUUUUAUUACAACUGAAUUAAAACAAUGCUGGGCCUGAGAUAGUAUGCCUCACCAUUAUCUAGUGACAUUGAUUUUAACUAUAGUUUUCUGGGGUUUUUUUUUAAACUGUUGUUCUUAACAUACUUAGAAUUAUUCUGCAUGAUUUUGUAUCAUUGUUAUAACUAAUUAAGGAAUACAAUUAUAAUCAGUGUUUUAAUUAUUAACUGUCAGAAAUAAUAAUUUUAAAUUAUUAACUAUGUUUCACAAGCAACAUCAUGUCAUCCUUAUCUUAAUGUACAGCUGCUGAAAAUAUUUAGCAUGUAAAAAGCUGAACGGUGUUAUCAGACAGCUUCAUAUUGAAACUGUUUUUAUUCUAUAUAAGUUCAGUGGUAGAUUUAUUUUAUAAUUAUGUCCAAACUGCCAGGCAUUUCGUAAAGACAAUGUUUUAAAAGUUCUUCUGGUCCGGAUUAUAUGUGUAUCAUUUUAGCUUCUUUAGCAAUAAAGUGUGUACUUUAAUAAAUACCUCUACAUGUGAGACCAUAAAGAAGCUGUGAUAUUCACAGUGAGUAUGUACAAUUACCAUUUUAUGUAAAGAGGCAUUAAAAUUACUGGGUAAUACUUGCUUUUUCAGCCUCUUACUAAAUAAAUGUUUAAGGAGAAAAGGAAGGGAAAAAUCAUAGGUUGGUGGAAUGAUUUAUAUUGUUACUGCUUUGAAAGUUUGUUGUCAACAUUUGUUCAAAUUAUGGCAACAGAUAUUAUGUGAAGACUGUACAGGGUUGAUGAACGGUACUUAUUCCAGUCUUUGCGCAUGCCUAAAAAGGAAGGAAAAACCCUAGAUUGGGAUGAAUUUUUCAGCAUUCAAGCAGAAUGAGCCCAGUAGUGCAUACAAAGUCUUGAAAGAAUAGGGUAGUGUAUUUUUAUAGGAUAAUACCUUU